Messenger RNA from Lepisosteus oculatus (spotted gar), 2435 nucleotides. The record is from RefSeq and is a predicted model, not a curated record. Lineage: Eukaryota; Metazoa; Chordata; Actinopteri; Semionotiformes; Lepisosteidae.
UGUUGCUCUGUGAUGGCUUUCCAAGCUUGAUUUUGAACCCCUGUCCCCGCAGGAACACUCUGGCCAACAGCUGUGGGACCGGGAUCCGCUCGUCCACCAACGACCCGAGCCGCAAGCCGCUGGACAGCCGCGUGCUGCACGCGGUCAAGUUCUACUGCCAGAACUUCGCCCCCAGCUUCAAGGAGAGCGAGAUGAACGCCAUCGCGGCGGACAUGUGCACCAACGCGCGGCGCGUCGUGCGGAAGAGCUGGAUCCCCAAGCUGAAGAUGCUGAUGGCGGAGGGCGAGCCGUACCCCAACUUCCUGCCGGACAGCGUGAAGAUGGAGGCGGACGGGCUGGGCGCGGAGCACGGCUUCGAGGGGGGCGGCCUGGAGGCCACGGCCCCCAGCGAGGGGGGCAGCUCCAGCGAGGCCCUGCAGGGGGGGGCCGGAGACAGCAGCACUUUGUUUUAGUAAGUGACCCCCCCCCACCCCCCCCGCCAACUCCAGGUGUCACCCACAGUUCAGCUCUGGAAGAGUUGGGGGGGGGCGUAUCGAGAGGCAGGGGGUUAUGGGAAAGGGGGUAGCUGCGGUACAGCAAACGAGAGGUUAAUGCACCCUUUCAGCGCAAGAAAGGCCCCUUGCCCACCUCAUCUGCUCUUAAGUUUGCUUUUAAUUUAAACUCCUGGUCCGGGCCGGUCGGGUCCGGUCCGCCUACCCUGGGGAAGAGCUGCGAUCACGGCCUGCGAUUCGAAUCCAGACCUCUUCUCCGAGUCGAAGAAACACAUUCCCCACUCGAGGCCAGGGAGAGCGCGGGGGAGUCUGCACGUUGCUCUGAAACACUGUCCUGAUUCUUGAAUGUAUUUGACGGCAGUAUUGGCUGCGCUGGCCAGCCGCCCUGACGUGACGGGCGGAUUCGUGUCCGUCAGUCUGUGUCACGGCCGUUCCAGUCACCCCCCCACUCGCCCCUCCUCUGAAUUCUGGGUGGCACGUUCUGACCAGAACAUUGACCAUUUCUCUUCUUUUAAUUACUUUGUUGUUUUUUUUUUUCUUUUAUACAAAAUUGUGUUUUGGGCUUAAUUCUCUUGUGCGUAAGCAACAUGCCAAGAACCCGGAGACAGAGGAGCAAGUUACUGAAGACACGGGGAGAGAGAAAAGACUGUCGGAUAUUUUUUAGAAUAUAUAUAUAAUUAUAUACCUGCGUCUCUGUGCGUGCGUAUAUAGAGAGAAAGAGAGGGAUUGUUUUAAAAUCUCGUUUUCAGACUGAAUUGUUUGUGAAGGUAAUUCCCACUAAAGUUUAUGAGAAAAUGACGAAAAAAGAAUAUUUUUGCAUUUGCAGAUCUAUCCAAAUGUUCCUUUUUGUUUGUGUGUCCCGUGGCGUGUCCGUUUCUGCCCCAGGCUCACUGGGCAGCAGCUGCUUUUAGUUCAGAACAGGCCCCCUGUCCCGCCGGCCUCCCCCCCCCCCUCAGGGUUUGGGGGUGCGGGGGUGUCCCACGGGGCAUGGCCAGGAUGUGGGCGCGCGCGGGCGUGUGUGGGUCGGGGUGCCACACACCAGUACGAGCCUGACAUGCAGGAGGGGCUGGGAGGUCAGAGGUCAGAGGGCAGCUGGAAUCAGGGGGUGGAGUACAGUGGGGGAAAUACUCGGGUGUCCGAGAAACGUUCUCUUACUGCAGUUUCAGAGGAACGACAGUCAUUUUCCCCCUGUGGGGUCAAGUGGCUUUGCUGAAAGGCAGCCUUGGCUCUGAAGGGCGAUAGAAGGAGGGGGUCACGCUUGUAAGAAACUCGUUCAACCCUGCGAGAAAAACGAGUUUGCUCUCCUUGAGAGAUUAAGAAGUUAAAAAAGCAGUUGCACUAGAGCUGCCGCCCCCUUGUGGCUGGGAGGUACAAUCACAGCGCUACCGAUGGCCUGGUGCUGGCCCCCUGGCCUUGACUGGGGCAGCGUGUCUCUGGGUUAUCGGGUAGCUGCCGUGCCGGGGGGGGGGGGUGUCAUCAGCUGUGUCUGGGGUCCUCCCAGGUCCCAGCAUGUGAGCUGGGGGAGGGGCUGUGGGUUCAGAGCUGCCAGCUGUCCGCUAGGCGCUAGGUAGACAACUUCCUCUGGUCCAGUUUCACCAGAAGCAGGAGAGGAGAAAAUUUGCACACUUUUAAAACGUGUUUCAAUGCUGCCUUAAUGAAAGAGUUUGUGCCUGGGAGUUGGAGAGACAGGAGCAGGUGUGGGAGUCUGGGGGUGUGUCUGUUGUCUGUUGGCGGUGCAUGUGUUAGGCUCUGAGUGUGUGUGCGGACACACAAACACAACUAAUGACCGCAAGGAGAAGUUUGAGAGAGACAAACCCGAGUGUGUGUGUAAUGGCCUGACAUCUGGGUGCCUGACUGGAGCUCUGUGUGGACGUGUGUGUGUGUCCAUUGUGUGACUGGGGCUCUGUGUGGACAUGUGUGUGUCCAGUGUGUGACUGGGGCUCU